Messenger RNA from Drosophila busckii, 1321 nucleotides. RefSeq names its product aurora kinase C (gene aurA). Gene Ontology annotation, molecular function: protein kinase activity; ATP binding. Gene Ontology annotation, cellular component: spindle midzone; chromosome passenger complex; spindle pole centrosome. Gene Ontology annotation, biological process: regulation of cytokinesis; mitotic spindle organization; protein phosphorylation. Bases 100 to 1305 code for a protein of 401 amino acids. The transcript is spliced from 4 exons. NCBI's taxonomy places the organism in Eukaryota, Metazoa, Arthropoda, Insecta, Diptera, Drosophilidae. The record is from RefSeq and is a predicted model, not a curated record.
UUACGCAUUUUUGUUUUAGUAAAUAAUUGAAGUUGUUAUUGCCGUCAUUCAAUUAAUAUUAUUAUUGAAAUAAAAGAAAUCCAGUUCAAAUCUUAAAACAUGUCAGAAAAAGCGAGCAGUGUACUAUGUGCUAAAGAAAAUCUUUUGAACAAGUCAGAAACUUCUAGCUCAGCAUCGGCUGUCACAACCAUGCAGAAAAGGCAAUUUCUUACUAAAAAGACGAUUAAUGAGAAUAUAGCGCCUCUUGGAUGCAGCAUCAAGCCAGUCUUGCAAGUAACAGCUACCUCCAAGAUCUUAGCUAAUACAGAACAAAAGCCACAAUUGAUAGUUACAACUGUUGACACAGCGAUUGCUACAGGAAACAAAGAUACGCUUUUAGCUUGCUCGGAAAAGCCAAUAUCUUCAGCAAUGGCGGUAGAGAGCUGUGGUAGCACAAGUAAUGUGAACAGAGAAAUCUCUGUUAAGGAUAAGACUGAAAGAAUUAUCACAACAACGGCAAAGCCAAAGAAAACAUGGGCACUGAGCAACUUUGAUAUUGGUCGACAGCUAGGACGUGGAAAGUUCGGAAAUGUAUAUUUGGCUCGUGAAAAAGAAUCUCAGUUUGUAGUUGCGCUUAAAGUACUUUUCAAAAAACAAAUUGGCGAAACAAAUGUGGAGCAUCAGGUGCGCCGCGAGAUUGAAAUACAAUCGCAUCUACGGCAUCCUCAUAUUCUACGCCUUUAUGCAUACUUUCAUGAUGAAGCCCGUAUUUACUUGAUACUUGAGUAUGCUCCGCAAGGUACGCUAUUCAGUGCACUGCAGGCACAGCCCUUAAAGCGCUUUGAUGAUCGCCAGUCGGGUACAUAUAUAAAGGCUUUGUGUUCGGCGUUAUUGUAUUUACACGAACGCGACAUUAUACACCGAGAUAUCAAGCCUGAAAAUCUGCUACUUGGUCAUAAAGGAGUACUAAAAAUUGCCGAUUUCGGGUGGUCAGUUCAUGAACCCAACUCAAUGCGCAUGACGUUGUGCGGUACAGUCGAUUAUCUACCGCCUGAAAUGGUACUGAACAAGCCUCACACAAAGAAUGUUGAUCUAUGGAGUCUGGGUGUGCUCUGUUAUGAGUUGUUGGUGGGCAACGCCCCAUUCUAUUCUAAAAAUUAUGAGGAGACCUACAAGAAGAUACUUAAAGUGGAUUACAAACUGCCAGAGCAUAUUUCUAAGGCCGCUGCUCACUUGAUAUCGAAACUAUUGGUGUUAAAUCCUCAGCACCGCCUUCCGUUGGAUCAGGUUAUAUUACAUCCAUGGAUUGUGGCACACACGCAAUGAAACAAACAAAUUAAAC